Messenger RNA from Penaeus chinensis, 1000 nucleotides. The record is from the annotation of a RefSeq genome assembly. NCBI's taxonomy places the organism in Eukaryota, Metazoa, Arthropoda, Malacostraca, Decapoda, Penaeidae.
AUUUUACUUUCUUCUUCUCAAAUAUUAUUUUUUUCUACUCUAUCCUUAGGAACUCUUCUCUCCAUUUCAUCUUCCUCCUGAUUUGGAGCUUGAAUUGGGCUUGAACUUAACCUUUUAUCUUUUAUUCCUCUAAUUUCUUCAAAGAAUAACCAAUACUCAUCAGAAGCAGCUCUAAAAUAUUUCUUGAUUCAAGCUUUAGGGUCAUCAAUUAUUGUUAUAUCAGCUUCAUUUACAAUAUCAUUUAAUGAAUUGUCUACACUACUAUUUACGGCUGCUCUUCUUUUAAAAUCUGGAGCUGCCCCUUUUCAUUUUUGAUUCCCUAGAGUAAUAGAAGGAUUACAAUGGCCCCAAGUUAUUAUUCUCAUAACUAUUCAAAAAAUUGCUCCUCUGUCACUACUAUCUUAUGUUCUAUACUCACCAAGUUUACCUAUUAUUCCAGCAGCUAUUAUUACAUCAGCUUUAGUAGGAGCCAUUGGAGGUAUUAAUCAGACUUUUCUCCGUAAAAUUUUAGCUUACUCCUCCAUUAAUCAUAUAGCAUGAAUAAUAUCAGCUAUCCUAAUCAGAGAAACAAAUUGGCUUAUCUACUUUUCCUUUUAUUGUCUUAUUUCUACUUCUAUCGCCAUCCUUUUUAAUUAUCAAGAAGCUUUCCAUAUUUCUCAUAUCUUAAAUCACUCUUCCCAUUCUUCCCAAAUAAAAAUACUGACAUUCUCAUCCCUUCUAUCGUUAGGAGGUUUACCUCCAUUUACAGGAUUUAUCCCUAAAUGACUUAUUAUUCAAGAGAUAAUCUCUACCCAUAUAUUUAUCACUCUCGGUAUUCUUUUAGCUUCUGCUCUUUUAACUUUAUUUUAUUAUCUACGAAUUGCUAUAACAGCCUUUACAAUCUCAAGCCCCAAGACUAAAUGAAGUGUCAAAUUGGUGGCUAAAUCUUACUUAACACCUUACAUACUAUACUUUAACAUAUUUGGGUUGUUAGCUCCCAGAUUGUUUAUAAUCAUUUUAU